AUGGACAUCCCACCAACACAUCGCUAUUCCUACGGAUCCCGCGAGAACCACACCAUCACACCAGGCAUGGACAAUCUCGGUCCCAGCUCACCGGGCGGCGGAAUCAGCGGAAUCGCCCUAGGAAUUGCCAAUACACACAGUCGCCAGAGCGGCAUUGAAGCAUCUCGAGGCGCAAACGACGGAUAUACCGGUCCCGCAGAGCGCGACUUUCACACAACCGGCUCCGACACACCCUACGUGCCCUCGGCAGGCUAUACCAGCGCCGACUCGUUUCGUCCAGAACAAGCCCACGCUUUGAAUAUGGCGAGAGGCGGCGCCCUCGCUUCCCCCGCCUUGCAGACGCCCAGUCAUUCAUCGGUGCAUCUGAGCGAUCCCGCACACAGCACAUACCAAUACCCCGCGCCGUAUGCGGGUCUCACUGAUGGUCCUUAUCAGCGACACUCAACCGCGUACAGUAAUGGCGAUAUCUCGAAUAUUAUUAACCCGGAUGACAUUGCCGAUGAUGGGGAUGAGGACUUUGCUCCCCCGCGCAAUCGAGCUGUACCUGCUGCGGCCGGCGCGACUGGUGGCGCCGCUGCUGGUGGGAUUCUGACCGGCUUCUUUGGUCGCGAGAAGAAGGUUGAUGUCGCGUAUAACUCGGUUCCCGGUGGUGGGUUGGAAGCCGGCGGUGGGGGAGCGUCGAGGCGAACACCGAAUAAUGGAGUAGACGGACGCAAGAAGAUGGGCUGGAUUGUUGGUCUUGUUCUUGGGUUUAUCCUUCUGGGUGCGAUCAUCGGUGGUGCGGUAGGCGGUACAAUUGGUAGUCGUCAUAGUGAGGACAAGUCGAAUUCUUCCGGUGCAGAUACUGCUACGGGUGAUGCGACGACCAAUGGGGACCUCGACAAGAAUUCCGCGGAGAUCAAGGCCCUGAUGGGAAACCCUGAUCUCCACAAGGUCUUCCCUGGAAUGGAUUACACGCCGUGGGGCGUGCAGUAUCCGGACUGUGUGAAGUGGCCUCCGUCGCAGAACAAUGUCACCCGUGACAUGGCUGUUCUGUCGCAGUUGACCAACACGGUGCGUCUUUACGGUACAGACUGCAAUCAGACUGAAAUGGUUCUUCAUGCGAUCGAUCGUCUCGAGCUGAAGGAUAUCAAACUCUGGCUCGGUGUGUGGAUUGAUUCGAAUACCACCUCGACCGAACGACAGAUCAAUCACCUCUACAAGCUCCUCGAUAAUACAAAUGACACAUCCAUCUACAAAGGUAUCAUCGUCGGCAACGAGGCCCUCUACCGCGCCGGCGAUAGCAAGGCAUCUGCUCAGACGACCUUGAUCUCGUACAUCAGAGACGUCACGAAGGAGGUCAAGAAGCGCAACCUGGAUCUGUUGAUUGCGACAUCCGACCUCGGUGAUAACUGGAAUGCGCAGUUAGUCGAGGAAGUGGACGUCGUCAUGUCCAACGUCCACCCCUUCUUCGCCGGUGUCAACGUCGAUGUUGCUGUUGGGUGGACAUGGGAUUUCUGGCAGACCCACGACGUCUCCUUGACCCAAGGCACGAGCAAGAAGCAGAUCAUCUCAGAAGUCGGAUGGCCCAGUGGCGGCGGCAAGGACUGCGGUGAUAGCAAGGUCUGUGACGACGACACGCCUGGUUCUGUCGCCAGUAUCGAGAACAUGAACACUUUCAUGUCUGACUGGAUCUGUCCGGCGUUGGAAAAUGGAACUGAUUAUUUCUGGUAUUUAUUCGCUAUCCACGGGUUCUUCGGCCGGUAUAUUCAGACUACUAACACUCUCUACAGGUUCGAGGCCUUUGACGAACCAUGGAAAGUCCAGUUCAACGUGCCCGGGAAGGAAUGGGAGGACAAAUGGGGUCUGAUGGACCCAGCACGCAAACUCAAGACGGGUCUCAAGAUCCCAGACUGCGGUGGCAAGACGGCCUCAUGA
Molecule: messenger RNA, 1917 nt
Organism: Penicillium expansum
Lineage: Eukaryota; Fungi; Ascomycota; Eurotiomycetes; Eurotiales; Aspergillaceae
Gene: bgt3
Exons: 1
Coding region: 1-1917 (638 amino acids)
Biological process (GO): cell wall organization
Cellular component (GO): fungal-type cell wall; cell surface; extracellular region
Molecular function (GO): 1,3-beta-glucanosyltransferase activity; glucan endo-1,3-beta-D-glucosidase activity
Source: RefSeq, a predicted model, not a curated record